GGAGUUAACAGCCCCCGUCUCGACUCGGACUGUUCGAACGUUUAAUUUUUUUUUUCUGUUUACAAUGUGGAAAUCUACACUUUGUCCACCCAGCUGACCGACCGACCGACCGACCGACACAUGGAGGACAGUGAGAGAGUUGCGCAGCUGCAGUGACGCGCACACCGACCGGCUCGCCACUAAAAUCAGCUUCUGCAGGUUGCUGCGGGUCAGCAGUGAUCCAUCACCACCAUGGUGCAGGAAUACCAGUCCCCCGUGCGGGUCUACAAGCAUCCGUUUGAGUUGAUCAUGGCGGCCUACGUAAGGAGAUUCCCAAAGUGCCCCUUGAUCCCAGUGUUUGUGAACAGUGAGGUUGUCAGUAAAAACGAAAGUGAGGACGGAUCUACGCUGGUCACUGAGAGGCGCUGUACGAUCGACAUUGACGCUCCACGGCUUCUUAAAAGGAUGGCUGGCGUAGACUAUCUGUACUUUACGCAAAGGAACACUCUGAACCGCAGAGACAGGACGCUCCACAUCGAGGUCCACAACGAGACCUUUUCCAACAGAGUCAUCGUCAGUGAGAGCUGCAAAUACACGGUUCAUCCAGAGAACGAGGACUGGACCUGCUUCGAACAGACAGCCAGUCUGGAUAUCAAGUCCUUUUUUGGCUUUGAGAGCACGGCAGAGAAGAUAGCUAUGAAACAGUACGCUGCUAGCAUCAACAAGGGUAAAGAAAUUGUUGAGUACUACCUCAGAGAGCUGGAGGAAGAAGGAAUAACUUACAUACCUCGUUGGACACCCGCUGUUGUCUCUGGCACUGUCGGUGCCAGGCUCCCGCUGCCACCCCCCUCUGCUCCCAGAGCCAUCCCAGUGAGCAGUGCCAAGGACGGGCUGCCCAGCAAAGACCCAGCCUGUCCCACCGAGCUCGUCUCUGGCUCUCCUGAUGUCAAGUUGGAUGCUGACUACAUCAGACGUUACCUUGGUGAUUUAACGCCUCUGCAGGAGAGUUGUCUUAUUCGGCUGCGCCAGUGGCUCCAAGAAACCCACAAGGGCAAGAUUCCAAAGGAUCAGCAUGUGCUGCGGUUCCUCAGAGCCAGAGAUUUCAACCUGGACAAGGCCAGGGAGUUUUUGUGCCAGUCUCUCACCUGGAGGAAACAACAUCAAGUGGAUUUUCUGUUAGACACAUGGGAGCGGCCACAACUGCUUCAGGAGUUUUACACUGGAGGCUGGCACCACCAUGACAGAGAUGGCCGUCCUCUGUAUAUCUUGCGCCUGGGUCAGAUGGACACCAAGGGUCUGGUACGAGCCUUGGGAGAGGAGGCACUUCUAAGACAGGUCCUGUCCAUCAAUGAGGAGGGACUGAGGCGCUGUGAAGAAAACACCAGAGUCUUUGGGCGGCCUAUCAGCUGUUGGACUUGCCUGGUGGAUCUGGAGGGUCUCAACAUGCGUCACCUGUGGAGACCGGGUGUUAAGGCUCUGCUGAGAAUCAUCGAGGUGGUGGAAGCCAACUACCCCGAGACUCUGGGUCGCCUCCUCAUACUGAGGGCGCCCAGAGUUUUCCCUGUGCUCUGGACCCUGGUCAGCCCCUUGAUCGAUGAAAACACUCGUAAGAAGUUCCUUGUUUAUGCUGGAAAUGACUACCAGGGUCCAGGAGGUUUACUGGACUACAUUGACAGGGAGAUCAUCCCUGACUUUUUGGGUGGAGACUGCAUGUGUGAGAUACCUGAAGGAGGCAUGGUCCCUAAAUCUCUGUACAGGACAGCAGAGGAGAUGGAGAGUGAGGAGAACCGACUGUUGUCUGACUCUAUCUACAAGAGUGCCAGUAUCUUCAAGGGAGCCCCAUAUGAGAUGCUGAUCGAGAUCACCGAGGCCUCCUCCGUCAUCACCUGGGACUUUGACGUGUCUAAAGGUGAUGUGAUUUUCAACAUCUACCAUUCCAAGAGGGCCCCUCAGCCUCCGAAGAAAGACACCCUCGGAGCCCACGGCAUCACAUCCCUCGGGGCCGUCAACGCCCAGCUGAUAGACAGGAGCUGGGUGCCGGGCCAGGACUACAGCAUGGUGGAGAAAGCCCUGACUUGCAGGGAGGGAGAAAGUGUACAGGGCUCCCACAUAACCCGCUGGCCAGGGUUUUACAUCCUCCAGUGGCGUUUCCACAGCUCCCCUGCCUGCACCGCCUCCAGCCUGCCUCGUGUGGAUGAUGUGCUGGCCUCUCUGCAGGUCUCCUCCCACAAGUGUAAGAUCAUGUUCUACACCGAGGUGCUGGCCUCCCAUGACUUCAGGGGAUCCAUGACCAGUCUGGAGUCUAGUCAUAGUGGUUUCUCACAGCUCAGUGGUGCCACUACUUCCUCCAGCCAAUCACACGCCAGCUCCAUCUCCAGGUAGCAUCUGCCCAAAAUCUGUCCCACGGCAACAAUGACCCAAAUCCAAAUGACAUGUGCCUUAUGCGUUCGUACAUUAGAUCAGACGUCAGUAAAGUUUCACCAAUCUUUUUUUUAGUGAAUGAUGUAGCAUUUUAUUCCUGUACUGACUUGUUCGUUUUUGUUUGUAUUAUGUUUGUUUACAGUAUAAAAAAAAUCAAAUGAGCUGUGCAAAUGUGAAAUAUAUAAUUCAUAGCUAGAUACAUGUUCAUAAAGGUGACAUUAUAGAAUAUCCACUGUGCUUGUUCUGGAUAAUUUCAUUCAAAAGCUUCAUAAAUUGCAGUUUUUAGAUGAGAUUAAUAGAUAUGGAUAUUGAAAGUAAAACAAAUCUGUAUGAUACACAUAAUAAUGGUCUGUCCCUGUAGUUACUUUCAAUGUCCACAAGAUGUCAGGGCACUCUCUGAAUGGAACUGCUCUCAGCUCUUCAGUGUUCUCUACACAUGCGUUUUUACCUGAACAUUGUCUGGUAUUUCUAAGAAAUCAAGGUCUUUUUCGUAAUAAAGAAUUCAUCACACAAAUUAA
Molecule: messenger RNA, 2918 nt
Organism: Scophthalmus maximus (turbot)
Lineage: Eukaryota; Metazoa; Chordata; Actinopteri; Pleuronectiformes; Scophthalmidae
Product: SEC14-like protein 1
Exons: 16
Coding region: 232-2361 (709 amino acids)
Biological process (GO): negative regulation of RIG-I signaling pathway
Cellular component (GO): cytoplasm; cytosol
Molecular function (GO): RIG-I binding
Source: RefSeq, a predicted model, not a curated record